UGAAGGAAGGAGCCGAGCUACCGACGAGAUACAUGUUCAUUUUCAUUUGUUUUUUUCUUGAUGGCUUGAUCUUCCUGACGGAGUGAUGGAAUAGCCGCAAUGAGCGGCAUAUAGACGGGUUUCUCGUUGGAUGUAACGCCACUUUUCUGGGACCGAGCUUCACACACGGGGACCAGUUCCAACAUGUUCUUCAAGGAUGAGGAAAACAUUGAGCUGCGGGACAGACAGAAGGACAGUCACACUGAGCCUUUACUUCCUCCAACGCCAAAUUACAGGACAUUUGACUACGUGCUGGUGGCCCACAAGGUGGACGAUGACAUGGACCAAAAGGCUCAGAGACAGAGAGCCUUCAUCCAGCAGCUGGAGAAGAAAAACAUCUCCAUCACUAGGAUCAUCCAUGAUGACAAAGUGUUUUUUGGCCUUCGUGCUCCCAAUGAGAUGUUUCAGGACUACCAGUACCUGCUCAAAGUGUCCGACUCUUGCAACUGGUGUGGCGAUGUGAGGGUCAACCAGGCUACCAGGAUCCGAAUUGUCAAUUUCAUCCUUAAUCAUACCUUCAUCAACACGGGAGAGAACCUCGAUGAAUUGUUGAAGAAGGGUGUGUUUGAAACCAUGUUCUGCCUUCAUGAUAGAAAGAUGCAGAAAACGCUGAAGAAAGAGUGGGCUCGAUGGUCGGGUCUGUUUACAGGCCAGCCACUCGACGACGUCAAGUGUUACUUUGGAGAAAAAGUGGCGUUGUACUACCUGUGGCUGGGCUGGUAUACCAAGCUGCUGGUUCCAGCUGCUGCUCUGGGUGUUGUAGUCUUCCUGUAUGGACUCGCCUUCUUUAACACCAACCCUCUCAUUAAGGAAGUGUGUGAGUCCAACAUCACGAUGUGUCCUCGCUGUGAUAAGUGGUGUCCAGUGUGGCAGCUGUCAGACACCUGCACCUACGCUAAGGUCAGCCACCUGUUCGACAAUGAGGGCACUGUGGCGUUUGCUAUGUUCAUGGCAAUCUGGGCCACUCUGUUCCUGGAGCUGUGGAAGAGACACAGAGCCCGACAUGUUUCCCGAUGGAAGGUCUAUGACUGGUGUGAGGAGGAGGAGGAACUGAUUCUGGAAAUAGUCAAUGAUCCAAACUGUAAUCCCAAUCAGUUCAGACACUCCUACCUGCGGAGCACCCUGGUUCUCACUCUAGUAACUCUUAUGCUGAUGCUGAUCAUCGGUCUCGCUCAAGCCCUGGUAGUGUUUCGAGUGGUGGCCGCCCCCUUGAUGUCUGAAGGCAGCAUUAAGUUUAUCAGGGAUCAUGCCAACACGGUGGCUAUCAUGAUUGGAGCUGUGCUGCAUUAUUUCACCAUUCAGAUCAUGACCCGGGUAAACAGAUGGGUGUCGCUCAAGCUGUGUGACAUAGAGAAGACAAACUCAUUUGCAGCCAUGGAGAGGAACUUCACAGUCAAGAUGUUCACCUUCCAGUUCUUCACUCUCUUCUCCUCACUCUUCUAUGUGGCCUUCUUCCUGGGCAGGAUAAACGGCCAUCCGGGGGAGUAUGCGCGUAUCGCUGGAAGGAGACUGGAAGAGUGCCAUCCUAGUGGUUGUUUGACAGACCUGUUCAUCCAGAUGGCCGUUAUCAUGCUGCUCAAACAGACUCUCAACAACAUCUUUGAGUUCAUUAUUCCCUGGUUUAAAAACUGUCUGAGGAGAAAAACUGCAAAGAAGCUGCAGAGGAAGUGUGGUCAAUGUUACAGGAAGGCCUGCCACAACAACCGGGGACAAUUUGAUGCGUGUGACAUCUGCAAACUUCGGGACUGGCUGUAUAAUUACCACCUGGCCCACACGGACGCCUUCAGUCUGUUCAAUGAGUUCUUGGAGAUGGUGGUCCAGUUCAGCUUUACCACCAUCUUUGUGGCGGCGUUCCCCCUCGCUCCCCUGCUGGCUCUCAUCAACAACAUCUUUGAGAUCCGCCUGGACGCCAUCAAGAUGGUCAACCUGGAACGGCGGCUUGUUCCUCGGAAGACCAACGGCAUUGGUGUGUGGACGAAUGUGUUGGAGGCCAUCGGUGUGUUGGCAGUGAUUGCUAACGGUCUGGUCAUUGGGGUCUCAUCAGACUUCGUCCCGCGCCUCGUCUACCGUUACCGUUACGGCCCCUGCUCUAAUGGAAGCACUCACACACCCUGCAUGCAGGGCUACAUCGAUGACACUCUGUCCACAGCUGUUUUGUCACACGCGGCAGUUGGAAACGACUUUCUUCCAGAUCAGAUGAUCACCGGCGGCGGCUUCAACGUCACAGAGUGCAGCUACAGAGACUACAGGAGUGAUAAGGACUACACUCUGACUUCUCAGUUCUGGUUGGUUCUGGCUGUGCGCUUCGCCUUCGUCAUCUUGUUUGAGCAUGUUGUGGUGGUGUGCAAGUUUAUAGCGGCCUGGUUCGUCCCCAACAAUCCCAUCCAUGUGAAGAAUGAUCGGCUGAUUGACAAACUGGCUCGGCUGAAGGUGGAGCUAGGUGAUAUUAAACGUAGCAAAUCCACAGACGUAUGACCACCUACUGCUGACCUCGGAUCCGUCUCCAGUGAUGAGUCCCGACUGGCUGGAUUGUAUCUGCUGGACGUCACUAAACUUGACUAACCUUAAAUAUUGUGGGAGGUUUAUGUCUCAGGGUAACAUUGGACUUUUUGUGUUGAAUUACUCCUGCUGACACGUCAUCACACAACCACCACACUACAUGUAACACAACAGCUAACAGUAAUGAAUGAUUUCUUUUAUAUUAAAAUAUCAGAAAGAGUA
Messenger RNA from Pseudoliparis swirei, 2760 nucleotides. Its product is annotated as anoctamin-9-like. Gene Ontology annotation, molecular function: protein dimerization activity; chloride channel activity. The transcript has 24 exons. Gene Ontology annotation, biological process: chloride transmembrane transport. The record is from RefSeq and is a predicted model, not a curated record. The coding region runs from base 184 to 2514 and encodes 776 amino acids. Gene Ontology annotation, cellular component: plasma membrane. Lineage: Eukaryota; Metazoa; Chordata; Actinopteri; Perciformes; Liparidae.